Messenger RNA from Acromyrmex echinatior (Panamanian leafcutter ant), 1027 nucleotides. RefSeq lists its product as uncharacterized. The record is from RefSeq and is a predicted model, not a curated record. Lineage: Eukaryota; Metazoa; Arthropoda; Insecta; Hymenoptera; Formicidae.
GUUGGAUAUAAGAGAAAAUGUUAUGAAAUUUUAGAAGAUACAAUUAUGGAACGAUGUUUACAAAAUUUGGCAAUUAUAUGUUUAUCAGCUUUAUAUUUUUUAUAUUUAAAGCUUUUUUAUAUCACAGUUGAAGACCUUGAAUAACAUUACAAAAUGGUUGAAUUUAACAGAUGUGAAUAUAUCAAGUAACAACAUUGAUCUGUUGCCGAGAAAAUUGGGCGCUUUUCAUUGUCUUCGACGGCUUAAUUUAUCACAUAAUUGUUUGAGUCGAUAUUCUGGAUGGGCAUGGCUAAAAGAAGCACGAAUUAAGAGAACUUUACGUUUUCUAGAUAUAAGUAAUAAUUCGCUUCUCGAAUUAUCGAUAUACAUUUGGAGUUUAAAUGCCUUAGUAGAAUUGAAAAUAAGUCACAACAUGUUGAAAUGUUUACCACAGGGCAUUGAAAAAGUUCAAAAUCUUAGUAUUUUGGAUGUGUCGCAUAACAUGUUAAUGUAUCUGCCUGCAGGGAUCAAUUAUUUGCGACUGCAAACUUUAGAUAUUUCAAUGAAUCCAUUAGUAGUCGAUCGCCCAGAAUUUAUUAAUGAGAUAAUAAUCCCAAGCCUUACUCAGUUUGCAGCAAAAGUAUUGCACCAAUAUUGUAGAGAUGAACAUAUAAUUUUUCGAUGGGAUGAUUUGAAUGAACAUAUAAGUAGAAAUAAAAUCGAUAAUUGCUUCUAUUGCGGAAACAUUUGUACAUCUCCCUACGUAUACUCUGCUAAGCUAUUGAAACCUAUAUUUGAAUUAGCUGUAACUGUAAUAAAAGAGACAUCGGAAUGGCCAGUAGUAUUAUGUGAAUUAUACUAUUGCUUUCCUGAAUGUAGAAAGGACUACUGGUAAUCUAAUAACAAUUCGGAUAUAUCUCGAAAUUGAGAAGACCGACAUUUAAAUUAACAUUUAUACCUAAAAAAUACAUUAACGAAAUUUUGAUUUUCUAAUAACUGCCUAUUAUAUUUGUAUUUCGAUUAUAUUACGUAAUAUACAAUCUAGUAG